Messenger RNA from Eurypyga helias (sunbittern), 1145 nucleotides. RefSeq lists its product as uncharacterized. The record is from RefSeq and is a predicted model, not a curated record. The annotation marks the transcript as partial. NCBI's taxonomy places the organism in Eukaryota, Metazoa, Chordata, Aves, Eurypygiformes, Eurypygidae. The transcript is spliced from 5 exons.
GAAAUGAGGUAUUGAAUCGUGAUGAAAAAAGUCCUCUCUUAGAACAGAUAAAUAACAAAGAGCCUACUCUGAUCGAAACAAUCUUCACAGUAUUGUCUUACUGCACUUUGUCACCCAAAUCUCUUGGCAUUGCUUUUGAGACCUACAUGGAAAAAGUGCAGUUGUGGAAUUGCUUAUACAAUAUGACAGUUUCCAGUUGUGGUGUGUCGGAGCCAGAGGUUAUCAGAUGCUUGAAGUUGACUUUGAUUAAUUCAGUCAAGGGUAUAGUGAAGCAGAUAAUUUCUUUGAUGCAUUCAUGGGAGGCAACGGAAAACUAUGGAACAUACCAGCACAAGCAAAUAGUUCCUGAAAGUUUAUUGAAAACGGUUCCAAAGGAAUGGAAUUACACUCCUCGGGAAAUGAAGAGAAAAGAAUCUGGGAAAUGCUUCACAAGGCUUGCAGCUCAGGCAGUAUCUAUUGUAAUCAGCAAGUUACCUACAGUGAUUGCAUGUUUGCCUCCCCCAAUUAAGUACUUCUUUUUUCUGGCUGAGAGAAAAAUGUCAAGAAACUUUGCUGAAUUGAAGAAAGCUGGUCUGCUUGUCUGGAACUUGAUUGUAAUUAUAUGUCGGAUAUUUGAGGAUGGAAAUACUGCAGAACUUUUAACAGGUGCAACACUUGACAGAUGGAGCAAAGAAAAACUCAGUUUAGUUCGUGUGUGCUUAGAAAGUAUUAUGGGAAAACAGAAAAGUGGUCCUAAGCAAGUGACCCAGAAGGUGAUACAAAGCAUUGAACAGCAAAGACCAAACUGGAUUGAAAGCCAGUUGCUGAAGGCAAGAAGACUGAGCACGGAGUGUGCCUCAGUCACAGUAGAAGGUGCAGCGUUAGAGGAAGGAGGUAUUGCAGUUGGAUUCACUGAGCAGAAAAUAAACAUGAUGGUCCUGGAUAUCUGCCACAAACUAGGUGGCAGCGAGUACCUGAGGCAAAUUUAUCACAUCAUCCGGCUCAAUGAGGAGUAUUUGAAGGAGCAGCUGUCUUGUGAGGAUUCUUCUGAAGAUGGUGUCAUCUCCAGCCAAUGCCUAACUUUGACACUGAAGGGCAGAGAAGAGCAACCUGUCUUCAACCCUUUCCAGGUGUACAGACAGUCUUGUUCAAAAGUGUUCAAUCAG